AUAGUUUCCUGGUGCCAUGUGGAACAAUAGCAGAGUUCAUCUGUACUCACUUGUAACCACAAAUUGGCACCAAAUAUAAAUGCGUAUUUUACGCAUUACGCACGAUCCAGCCUGCAGUGUAUCUGAACAUCCCUCUCCCUCUGAAAGUUCACUCUUCAGACUCCUCUGUUGGACUUUGAAACUUACAGCAGUGCAGACGUGUUGCAGCAACAUAGCAUAGUUGUUUUAUCACCGAUCAAAAGGCAACGUGUGACACUCCUCUUAAUGAUCUCUUUCCCUCUGUGGCAGCGGAGAAGACACUGGCUUCUAACAGGGAAUAUUUCUAUCAGGAUAUUUAAUUGUUCUUAUAAAGAGGUCAAACAAGAAGCUUUCAACAAUGAGGCCGCUAGUGGAAGUCUCCGUGUUCCUCAUUUCUCUCCUGGCUCCUGGGGUUUUGUACACCAUGAACAACAUCCCUGCGCUGCAGGAACCUCUUCCUAUCCUGGGAAUGGGAAUGGUCGUCCUGGGAUUUAUUCUUCUUCUCCUCCUCCUCACCGUGCGCAAUAAGACAAAAGUGGACCCCUUAUUCUACGUAUUUGCAGAGUUUUCCUUCACCUGCAUGGUCGGCCUGACUAAUGCUUUAGAGCAGGAUGGGUUCAUCUCUGGCUUCAUGGGCUUCUACCUAAAGAUGGGUGAGCCUCAUCUGAGUACCGCUUAUGCUGUGAUGAUGUCUUACUGGGAAGGUGUGGUUCACUUCUCCCUCUUCCUCAUUAUCAUCCACCGUAUGUUCAAAGGGAAAUCCUAUCGUAGCCUGGGGCUGCUGUGGGCGGGCUCCUCAAUCGCCCAUCAGAUUGUUCUCAUCCCAGGGGUAGUCAUUGGUAAAUAUGGGUCUAACAUUCGACCAGCGUUUUGGAGGAAUGUUCCCUUCUUUCUAGUGCCUUUCUGGGCGGCGUACCUGCUCUUCAGCAGACCCAGAGAGAUGCCAAUCGUCACAGCAGACAAGAUUUCAGUGGAGCAGAAGAAGAGUCUGCUGUCUCGACCUGCUGACUUGCUUCUGUCACUUCUGAUACUCGCAGCGAUGGCCUUCUCUGUUUUCAGAGGCUUUGUGGUGCUGGACUGUCCUCUAGACACCUGUUUCACCUACAUCUACCAGUACGAGCCUUACCUCAAAGACCCAGUUGGCUUUCCUAGGGUUAUGAUGCUGGUGUAUUUGUUCUAUGCUCUGCCUCUGCUGACUGUCUUCAUCUACGGUCUUAAAACACCUGGAUGCAGCUGGAUGUUGGACUGGACCAUCUUCUUUGCUGCAGCUAUGGCUCAGAGCCAGUGGUGCCAUAUCGGAGCAUCUCUGCACUCUCGCACUCCCUUCACGUACAGAGUCCCAGCAGACAAGUGGUUGCCUGUUAUCACUCUCAAUGUGUUCCUUGCUGCUGUGCCGACUCUGCUGGCCCUACGCUGCCUCACCGAUCCUGCUUAUUUUAUGAAACCUGUUCCCAAGGGACAGACAAACAAGGAGAAGAAGAAAAACUAGACCACACACACAACACCAGCCAUAGACCGUCGAGGAAUACUUCACUCUGUGACAAGGCUAAUGUUUUCUGGGGACUCUCGAUGGUGGCACAAACUGCAUUAAACACACAAUUUUUCAACCCAGAGGAAAUCUGAAGUCGCUGCUCUCUGAGUCAACUGUUGAAAAUCAGUCACUUUGUGCAGCAGCAGCACUCCUUGCAUGGACUAUUGGACUCUGAAAAGAAGGCUGUUGAUCAAGGAGAGGACUGUGAUCAGCUUGUGCAGCUUUCAGGUGACUCAUGCAGAUACCCAGUUGGUAUCUUCCAAACUAAGACUAUUAACUUGGAUCAUACACACUGGCAACACUCUACUGGAGAGUGACCGUCAUCAUUAUACAUCUUUUCUAUGCAGUAAUCCUCACCAAAACUCCACAGCUUGAAGCUUAUUUUUGCAGAUCUAAAACUGUCAGUCAUUCAAAACAGCUUUCAUUGUUUAAGAACUGUGAAUAUAAGGAGUGUUCAUAAAUGAACUGAACGUCUGGAAGACUAAGAUAGUAGUGGCUGUUACACAAGCAGAGAAUUUGAUAAAGGAGGGAAAAGUCCACUUCCAUUGUGUAACAUUUGUUGGGAUUUAUACUUUCCUAAAGCCCACGGUGACAUCUUCAAAUUGUUUUUGUACAACCAACAAUUUAAAUCUUAAGAUACUCAGUUCUCAUACAUAUAAAACAGAGAAACCCUUCACACUGAAGACGCUGAAAUCAGAAGUGAUUUGGUGCAUUUGCUUAAUAAAUUACUCCCAAAGAUUAAUUGGUCAUCAAAAUAGUUCUUACCAUCGACUAACUGAUCAAUUGAUGUACCACUUCAUUGUUGUGUCUCCAUUGUCGUUUCAUGUUUUUGUACAAUAAAAACAAACCAUGCACUGAAUUUGGCUUGUUUUUGUAUA
Molecule: messenger RNA, 2427 nt
Organism: Larimichthys crocea (large yellow croaker)
Lineage: Eukaryota; Metazoa; Chordata; Actinopteri; Sciaenidae
Gene: tm6sf2a
Product: transmembrane 6 superfamily member 2a
Exons: 10
Coding region: 377-1507 (376 amino acids)
Biological process (GO): regulation of lipid metabolic process; lipid homeostasis
Cellular component (GO): endoplasmic reticulum membrane; endoplasmic reticulum-Golgi intermediate compartment membrane
Source: RefSeq, a predicted model, not a curated record